Plodia interpunctella (Indianmeal moth) is the source of this 1886-nucleotide messenger RNA. RefSeq lists its product as uncharacterized. The record is from RefSeq and is a predicted model, not a curated record. The transcript is spliced from 3 exons. Gene Ontology annotation, molecular function: structural constituent of chitin-based larval cuticle. Gene Ontology annotation, cellular component: chitin-based extracellular matrix. Bases 71 to 1072 code for a protein of 333 amino acids. NCBI's taxonomy places the organism in Eukaryota, Metazoa, Arthropoda, Insecta, Lepidoptera, Pyralidae.
AUCUGAUUCAUAUUCAUUACGAAUUCAAUCGCGUGUGUGUGAAGUUGCAUAGUGUAUUUCAUCUAAAAUAAUGUUUAUGACUAAUUUUAUUAAGAUAUUUUUGCUCUUUAUAAAUGUUGUUAGAAGUAGUGACAUACCUAAUGAUGCAUAUAAACAAACACUGGACAGAGUUGUGAGAGAAGUCUAUAAAUACAAUAUACCGCCUGAGGAAGCAAUACCUGUUGCAAUCGUUUACGAUAAAGAUGGUGAUCGAGAAGGAAAAUCCAUUGAUCAUAAAGUAAACAACACUAAUAUAAAUAUUGAAGCUAAUAAGAAAAUUAGUGACGAUAAAUCCCCGACGGUAAUUAGAGUAACUAGUGAUUUUAGUGUCAAAUCUGGUGAUACGGACAAAGUAACAGAUACACCUAGAAUAUCUGUUACAACUGAAGAUAAUCUCCAAAUACCUGUAGCAGUAAUAUAUGAUGACAAACCUACCAACGUGAAAAAACAUAGAAAGGCAUUACGGCGAUCUAAAAUCCGAAAUCAAAAUCAAUUAAAUCGUCGUCCUGAUAAUGUAGAACAAACCAUGUUAAGUAAUAAUGAUACUCCAAUAGUAGAUAUACAAAAUACAAGUCAACAACAGAAAACAUCAACAGAAAAAAUUAAUGAAACGGGAAAAUCAAAAAAAGAAGUAGUUCUUGAUAAAACAAAGGUUCGACAAGGAAGUCGGGAACGUGAUCCAGUUAUACCAAUUCUUCAAUCUGAAAACAAAGUUUUUGGCAAUAGCGGUGAUUUCCGAUAUAGUUACGAGGGUGGAGAUGGCACGCAAGUUUUUAGUACUGGCGAGUUAAAAUCAUACGAUGAUAACUCUAAGGGUGAAGCUGUAGUAGGAGGUUUUUCAUAUACGGAUAAAAAUGGCCAAGACUUUAGCUUAUCUUACACAGCGGAUGAAAAUGGCUACCGGCCGGUAGGCGCACACCUUCCCACGCCCCCUCCGAUUCCUCCGGCCAUUGAGCGGGCGCUGCGCUACCUCGCCACCAAACCUACUCCAGAGUCUGAGACGGUCACAGAUUCUAAUGAACCUUCAAAUUGAUAACAUCUUCCUAAAAAAGUUUAUUAAACAUAUUAUAAAUGCGAAAGUUUGUGAGGAAGUGUGUAUGUAUGUUACUCUUUCACGUAAAAUCUACUGGACCGAUUGUUGUGAUUUGGUACACGGGUAGCAAUAACAUGGAAUAAUACAUACCCCGGGGCUCAGCUAGUACAUUAUACAUCUGGAACGAAGAGGUAGUUAACUAGAAAAUGCCAUUUCAAAAUGAAAUGAUAAGCGUUUAGGAAGCAUUUAACUUUAAACAUCGUAAGUAUAUCGUUGAAAAUAUUUUUUAGUAAAACGGUUUCUCUCUUGACAGGUAGGUAUAAUAAUAGUAAGUGCAUCGCCGUGCUCGGCCCAUGUGUAUCAAUAAAUAAAUUAACUAAGGUAUCGAAGGAUGCAGAUAUAAUGCAGAAUCUUAAAAAUACAUCUCCUGGACCUAAUAACUAUUAGGGCAUGUAUUUUAAAUGUUGAUUGAUAUGAUUAUAAUCAUUUUAUUUUAUUAUUUAAGUUUGUGGUUGUUUUACAGUUUUUCAUAAAGAACAUAUUUGUUUAUUUUAUGGCAUAGCAUGGCUAUAAAUGGCAUCAAUAUUUUAAUAAUAUAUUCAAAUAUUCGAGUUGCAUUUGCAUUAAAAAUGUUAUGUAUCUUCUAAGAUCGAAAUAAAUAUAUAUGGGUAUAUAUUAAAACGUAAUAUACAAUUAAAAUAUCUAACAAUAAAAACUUAAAUGACUUAUUAUAUCGUCAGCUAUAGCAGUGAUAUCCCUGGUACUACUAGUAGGUACCUGUGCAAAAUACUAAUAAUAAAUUUGUACAAUAAUA